AUUUUCGUCUCAAUAGCAACAGCCACAUCAUCUGCAGGUCUUUCCAUUUUCAUUAAGUUAGUUAAUUAGUAAAUUUUCAAGUUUAUCAACUAUCUACAAAUAUUCAAUACGCGUAAUUGCUGACACUUAAAAAAAAUUUUAAAAACGUACAAGUUCCGGUGACAAAUACGAAGUUCAUUUCUUAUAUAACCUAAAGCAUGAACAGCUUCGCACUAAAUUCUUCCACUGACAUCAAUUUGUUUAAAAGAAGAUCGUCGCUGUUUAAACCUACAUUGGACGAUGAUGAUGUUUUGAAACAGUCGUUAUCCGCGUUUAUACAGUCACAUCGAGAGCAAGAACUUACAGUUUCGGAUGCGCCAAUUACGUGGGAAAGACUUUCAACAGGAUAUAGAAUUGUUGAUUUUCAGGUUGAUAGAACAGAGGAACUUCUAGAACUUUUAAAAGUACAUUACUUUUGUUCUAAUCAUUCAUGCGCAUCAUCAACUUUAUACAUCGAUUCUAAUACGAUAAAUAAAUAUCAAAAAUUUAUUCUAGAUUUAAUAUCUAAUAGUAAUAGUUUUUGUGCAAUAGAAGAAGGCACUGGAGAAAUCGUUGGAGUAGCCAUGACAAAGAUUACGUUAACAGAAGAAGACAAUUAUGAAGAAGAAAAUCGGGUUUUAACAAGUAAAGAUGUGUUCAACGUUUUAAAGCUAGAAAAAGCACUUUUGAAAGAAGCCAAGUCGAACAAAAAAUAUCAAUUUGACAAGUAUUGCUGUAUCCAUGUUGUAUGCGUUAAACCUAAAUAUUAUGGAAAAGGAAUUGGCACUUCAUUAGUUCGAGCUUGUUUAUCGAAAGCUCAGGAACAGCAAUGCCCUCUAUGCAUUGGAAUAUUUUCCGCAGGACCAAGUCAAACUAUUGCGCAAAGAUUUGGUUUCGAAAUUUUAGCAAAAAUGCCAUGGAUUAACGUGAAAACAUCUAAAAACAAAAACAACCAUCCGCACGUGGAAUCUUCCCUUUUAGAAAACAGCUUUGUUACGUGUAUGGGUUUAUUGCUUCCGCCAAAUAAGGAUAUUAAUAGGAUUUCAAAUAAAUCUAAAGAUGAAUCUACGUAUGGGCAAAAUACAUCAUGAAAAUUUGAAAAUGUGUACAUGUAAAUUAUUAAAUAUUUUGAGAACGUAUAAUUUAUUAUUUUAAAUUUUCAUAUACACGAUCACGAUUAUUAACAAUCAAUUAUUAUUAAAUUCGAAAACUGACUUCGUGUUAAUAAAUAAAUUCUUGAUAAAUAAAACGUAAUACAUAAACAAUU
This is a messenger RNA of Nasonia vitripennis (jewel wasp), 1285 nucleotides long. RefSeq lists its product as uncharacterized. The transcript has 4 exons. NCBI's taxonomy places the organism in Eukaryota, Metazoa, Arthropoda, Insecta, Hymenoptera, Pteromalidae. Gene Ontology annotation, molecular function: N-acetyltransferase activity. The record is from RefSeq and is a predicted model, not a curated record. Bases 198 to 1109 code for a protein of 303 amino acids.